Molecule: messenger RNA, 1389 nt
Organism: Funneliformis geosporum
Lineage: Eukaryota; Fungi; Glomeromycota; Glomeromycetes; Glomerales; Glomeraceae
Source: the annotation of a GenBank genome assembly
AUGGCUUUAGAAAAAGAAUUUUAUACUCUGAAAUCAUCAAAUGAUAAGCUUUCACCGGACAAAAAUAGAAAUACGUUCAAUGCACUUAAUGAAAAUAUUAAGAAAUUCCUUAGUUUCGUUGGACCAGGCUAUGUUAUCGCCGUCGGAUAUCUUGAUCCAGGCAAUUGGGCGACAGAUUUAUCAGCCGGCUCACAAUUUGGUUAUCGGUUGUUAUUUGUAUUAUUUUUCUCAAAUAUAAUGACAAUUAUAUUACAAUCAUUGUCAAUUAAAUUGGGAGUGGUAACGGGACUAGAUUUAGCACAAGCAUGUAAAGUAUUUUGGCCAAAAUACAUCAAUUAUAUACUUUAUAUAUUAUGUGAAUUGGCAAUCAUAGCAUGUGAUUUGGCAGAAGUGAUUGGAAGCGCGAUCGCAUUGAAAUUAUUAUUUUCUAUACCAUUACCAUGGGGAGUUGCGAUAACAGGAUUAGAUGUUAUGGUUUUAUUACUUUUCUAUCGCAGCAAUGAUAUGCAAGCUUCUAGAAUAUUGGAAUCAUUAAUCAUGACCUUAAUCGGAGGUGUUGGAAUCUGUUUUAUCUUGGAAGUCAUUUACUCCAAACCCGAUUCAAGAGAAGUUUUGAAAGGAUUUUCACCAAAUUUGAACGAAAUAUUUCUGAAUUCGGCAGAAUUAUACGUAACAAUCGGACUUAUUGGUGCCACGGUCAUGCCACAUAAUCUAUACCUACAUUCUCAUCUGGUAAAGAAUACGAUUAAAUUAUCAAUCAUAGAUUUAAUGGUGGCAUUAUUAAUUGCAUUAUUUGUAAAUUUAGCCAUUUUAAUUGUAUCGGCAUCAAAUUUUUAUUAUCAUGAUAGAUAUGGAGUCAUAGUAGUGGCGAAUUUAUUCGAUGCGUAUAAUCUAUUAAAAAAAUUUAUCGGACAAGCGGCGGCGACAAUAUUUGCUUUUGCUUUAUUGUUAUCGGGACAAAGCUCAAUGCUGGCGGUUACGAUUGCGGGUCAAAUCGUUAUGGAAGGAUUUAUCGGUUUAGAAUUACCCCCAUGGUUAAGAGGUUUAUUCACUCGUAGCGUUGCCAUCCUGCCCGCCAUGUUUAUCGCUAUCAUUGAAGGUAGUAAUGGAUUAAAUAGCCUUUUAAUCUCUAGUCAAGUUAUUUUAAGCCUUUAUUUACCAUUCGCCGUUAUCCCUUUGAUUUAUUUCACCAGUACAAGAAAAAUUAUGAAAGUUGAUAUUAGAGAAAUAAUCAAACCAUUAGGAUCUCCUGAUGUUUUAAUCAAAGAUGAAAAAUAUUUAAUCGAUUUCUCUAAUUCACUUUAUUUAGUUAUUAUUUCCUGUAUAAUUUGUAUUAUUAUUCUUGUUUUAGAUUUAUAUUUAAUUUAUUAUUUCAUCAAACACUCUUGA